CUGCCAGCGAGAAGUGUUUAUUUACUCACAGCAACACAGAAAUAUUCCAGAGCUUUUUCUAUCACGGGAGCAUCCCUUAUGACUUGUAGCUGUGGAAUCAACACAUCCUGCGUCUCCUUAACUAUUUCAAAAGAGAACAGAGGUGAUGAAAACAUAGAGGAUUUCAAGGCUUGCUUAUCUACACAGCUCUGCUCUUGCUGCCUCUCCUUUGAAACUGAGUUAUGGUGGAGAAGAGAUAAAUACAACCAACUUCUGGAACAGCCCGCUGUGCUUCUGAGAUACCACAGCCCACAGGUUCCUGCAGCUGAGGCUGGGCCAGAGGUGGCCACACACCUGCAUUGGUGCUGCUGUGACCCUACGGCUCCUGCACUGCCAGAGGCUCCUGCACUAUACCACUAAUUCAGUGAACCUCUUUCUGAGUGGGAAGAUAGAAAGUGCUGUUACCUCAUUAGUUGCUUGCAGUGGAGAACUUGAACAGCACACAGAGAGACGGGGUGUCAUCUAUAGUCCUUCCUGGCCACGAAACUAUCCUCCAGCAGUAAACUGCAGCUGGUACAUUCAAGGAGACCGUGGAGACAUGAUAACAAUUAGUUUUAAGAACUUUGAUUUGGAAGAAUCUCAGAAAUGUGCAGUAGAUUGGCUGAUGAUUGGCCCGUCUUCCAAGAGAGAGGAGUAUAAAGUGUGUGGAUCUUCCAUACCUCCGUCUUUCAUCUCUGCAAGGGAUCACGUUUGGAUAUUUUUUCACUCAGAUGCAUCAAGCUCAGGACAGUCUCAGGGAUUUCGCCUUUCUUAUAUUAGAGGAAAGAUGGGUCAGGCUGCAUGCCAGUCAGAUGAAUUCCACUGUGCAAAUGGAAAGUGUAUUCCCAGUACUUGGAAAUGUAAUUCCAUGGAUGAGUGUGGGGAUAACUCAGAUGAGAGAAACUGCACUGUCCCUCCAACAGAGCCUCCAUCCAGCAUCUGUCCCUCAGGAACAUUCCAGUGCAGCGUAGCCCGCUCCACCAAGUGCUUAAUGAACGAGCUGAGAUGUAAUUCAGUUAAAGACUGCAGUGAUGGUUCAGACGAAGAUAAUUGUCCUGAUCUUUCCUGUGGCAAAAAGCUGGGUAAUUUUUAUGGAUCUUUUGCUUCCCCAGACUUAUUCCGUGCUGAUCACAGCAAAUCAGACCUUCGUUGCACGUGGUACGUGGAUACACAAGAUAAUCGACAUGUUCUGUUGCAGCUUGAUUUGCAGUUAGGCUACAAUGACUACGUAAAGGUGUAUGAUGGCAUUGAAGAGAGAGGCGAUAAAUUACUGCAAACGUUUUCGUUUCACAACAAUAGGCAUCCGGUGAGCGUGGAGUCAUCAAAGGGCCAGCUCACGGUCUCAUAUCAUGCUCGCUCAAAGAGCACCGGCCAUGGGUUCAAUGCAACCUACCAGGUGAAAGGCUAUUGUCUUCCUUGGGAACACCCCUGUGGAAGUGACGAGGAGUGUUUCACGGAUAAGCAACAUUGUGAUGGCUGGUGGCACUGUCCAAACGGCAAGGAUGAGGAGAACUGUCCGGCUUGCCAGAAGAAUGAAUAUCCAUGUGAAGGAAAUAGUGGGCUUUGCUACUCAAUACUUGACCGCUGCAAUAACCAAAAGAACUGCCCAGAUGGCUCAGAUGAAAAAAACUGCUUCACUUGCCAGCCAGGGAACUUCCAUUGUGGCACGAAUCUGUGUAUCUUUGAGACUUGGCGCUGUGAUGGCCAGGAAGACUGCCAGGAUGGAAGCGAUGAGCAUAACUGCCUGGUGAUCGUACCCAGGAAGGUCAUCACAGCUGCUCUGAUUGGGAGUCUCGUGUGUGGCCUGUUGCUGGUGAUUGCUCUGGGUUGUGCGUUUAAAUUAUAUUCUCUGAGGACUAGAGAAUACAGAGCAUUUGAGACCCAGAUGACACGACUUGAGGCAGAAUUUGUGCGGCGGGAAGCUCCACCUUCCUAUGGGCAGCUGAUUGCACAAGGACUGAUCCCCCCAGUCGAAGACUUCCCUGUGUACAAUGCAUCACAAGCAUCUGUGCUGCAGAACAUCCGGACAGCCAUGAGGAGGCAGAUGAGACGUCACUCGUCACGACGAAGCUCGUCUCGGCGGCGCCUUGGCCGUCUCUGGAACAGACUCUUCCACAGACCUCGGGUGAGAGGACAGAUCCCUCUCCUGACACCUGCCCACACUUCGCAGACAACGCUGGGUGAUGGAGUCAUCAACAAUGCUGAUGAGACUACUAGGAGUCCUCUGCCUUCACUUGAAGGACCUAGUUUAGAGGCAGACGCCCCUGCCAGUGACCUGCAAGAAGCUGGAUGUAGCACCUUGCAGCCAGAGACUGAAAUCACAGAGCCGUUGCCUUCGAAUGUCUUAGAGAACACUUGCACUGCUACUCAAGCAGAGCCUGAGUCUGUACACACUGAUAAAUCUGCAGGUGCUGAGACAUCAGGCAGUGAGCUCCAGCAGCCCAGUAAAGUGGAUUCAGGAAAGUCUUUCAGAGAUCCUUUGUCUGAAAGUGUCGCAGAAACGAUCCAUGGAGGGUCAGCAUCCAGGAGGACUGUCCCAGAGGGCAGUAAUUUAAGUAGAAGUCAUCCACCGAGUGAAGAGCCAUGUAGGUUACCCUUAAAAAAGUGGGAAUCUGCUUAUUCAGAUAGCCCCUUGAAUGUUCAUAUCCAAGUGGAUGGACAAAACCAGAGUUGCCCUAACUCUCAUCGGGAGGAGCCUUUGGGUAUUCAUGCGGCUUGUUGCCAUUCUGUGGAAGUGCCAAUGUUAGAGUCCUCUGCUCCCCUCUCUGAAAUCAGUACAAGCGAUGAUGAAUCUUUACUUGUUUGCUAGUAGAAGCUUUUGUUUUGACCCUGUAAACUUUGUAACUUCAUUGUUUAUAUGACUGUGCACUUUGAUUUUAGGUGGUUUGUGCUCUCAGCUUUGUCCAUGAAAACCAAUGUGCUUUAAUCCCCAGGGAGUACAGUGCAGGACUAAAUGGGACAAGUUUUUCUUUGUUGCUAUUCCUGAAACUCCAAUGGGGCAGAAGUAGGCCAGUAUGUGAUGUCAGGAGAGCAAGAAAGUGUCACUGUAGCUGGGGAGGCAUCUCCACUGUUUAUUUCUUCUAUGCUUUAUUUUACUUUCCAUUCAGGGAAUUGGUAUUUCUUUACUUUUCAAGUGGUCUUACAGAAAUUAACACUGUUGGAACUUGGGGCAGGCACCAGUUGUGACUGUGAGUACCAAUCAAAAAAUAACGUUGUCCUUUUAGACGCCAUUAUUUAACUAAAAUUUAAUUAAAUAUCAUUAAAAACUUUGGGAGGAAAUAAAAUCCUUUGUUGUUCACUAUUUCUAGAAGUAGCUUCCUUCCUUUGCUCCUUCAGGAAUGUUUUGAUGGCCAUAUAGAACUUGAAACAUCCACUAGAACCAAAGUCUCUGUACAGAGUAUACAGAAUAUUCCUGUCUGCUAUGGCUUUGUGCUAAGAGAUCAGCAGUGUGAAAUGCAUCAAACCCUGUGUUCAACAAUAUUUUUUAUGUUGUCAUAUGUUACUCUGUUCAAAGUGAUGUUGCAAAGGUUGAAGAAUUGCUUGCUGUCUUCCUGCCCUUUUUUCUCUCCUCUGAUUUCAGGGACUUUUAUGGUUAUACCACUUUGGUUGUACUCUAAAGGUUUCUGAGGUUUCACGGCUGGCUGCAGUAGGAAGCACUGAGCACUUGGGAACUGUCAGGAUCAGUCUCUUUAUUCUGUAAUAAAAUCUACUUCACAGGUUUGCUUGUAGAUCUGUUACUUAAGUGCAGCUUUUUUGAAACUUUUUUUUCUAGCCAAUUUUAGGGGUUUGCUUUUGCUUUCUGUUAAGGACUGAAGUAGGACAGUGCCAAUUUCAAAGCUGACACUGUGAAUUGUGUACUGCUUUAAACUGGUGCCUUUUGUUUUGUUUUUUAGGAUGCAAUUAGAAGUAAGCAAGGUAUUUACACAGAAGAAGGAUAGUAUUGCUUAAGUAGGAGUGACCAGGUGCAGAAUCACAGCUGGUUAUGGUCUGAUAGUUUGGCCCCUCUGCAAUGGAUAGGAUGGUGCCAUGAACCAGUGCAGGCCGGGCUCUCCCCCUGCCCUUUUAGGAGCUCUGCUUCAGUCCCGUGGUGAGGCAGUAACGAACUAGAGUGCUACAUGCAGAAAUGAACAAAGACGUUAUCUCAGCUGUUUCUCUGCAAGUAAGUGCUCUUUUGCUGUUAAUGCUGUAGGAAUUCAACUUGCCUGAAGUUAUUAACUGGUAACUUGAGCUAGUAAAGCUGGGGUGGACUUGGGUGUCUGUAGAAGUGGGGUGUGCUGUCUGCAGCACACAGGCUUUUGCAGUGAACAGUUUACAUUGAAGUGUCAAGAAUGCUUUUUAUACAGACUACAUGUGCCCUGAAUCUCCUGCUAGGACUCCCUCUGGGAGUGCUUUAAGAAAAUAAGGGUUAAGACUUUGGCUUUACUGGAAUGUAAUGUGAGAGAAUUACUCUGAAAUUACUUUUUUGUCUUCAGUUGCAAAUUGGUUUCAUGGUGUGUUUUCCAGAGGCAGAAGAUUCGAAGUCUAUAAGAGCAUAGAAAGGAUUGUAGCAAAAUGCAUAAUGGGCAAAAGUCAUAGUUACAUUAAGUAAGUACUACUCACUUAUUUCUUCUCAAGUGCUUUUGUGAUCAGAAUUCCUUCCAUCAAAGGAAAUGAAGCUUUGAAAGAGAUGUUAAUUUCAUACAUUUAUCAACAUUUUAGGUGCAUUCCACCUUUGCCAUGUACUGUAGUCAUCACGCUGCCAGGGUUGUUUGCAUCGAAGGCUGCAGUUUAGUAGAAAAAAACAGUCUAGUUUUUUUCCUAGAGGUAAUUUUAGUUACUUAGGAGUUCUAAUUGUAACAAAGUAAGCCUAAUCUUAGUGGGGAGGAGGACUGUUUCAGGGUUAAUAUUGGGAUGAUAUGAAGGAUCUUCAGAGUAAGUGUAUAUUUAAUUCUCUUACGGAAAUGUGUUACUAUAGAAGAAUAAUUUAGAUCAUACUAUGCCUUAAGUUAUCAUCAGUGUAAGGCUCUUGAAGUUGAAAUAUGUUGAAAUGUUAGAGUUGAAAUAUGUGCUUCAAAUUACUGCUAAAUUCUGGGAACAACCCUGAACUGUAUUUUCUUUUAUGAUGCAACUUAACAUAAUUUCUUACAUAUAUAAUGCAUAUUUUGUGUACUGAUCCGUUUGGUAACUGAGCAGAAAUUCCAGCAAGAGGGUUUUAUAUUUAGAAACUGACAAAAAUCCAGGUUAAUGAAAAUUUGAUGCUUGAAGUGUACAGAAAUAUUCACAGCCAUCACUGCUGGCAUUUACAGCCUUGCAUAAAUGAGACAUAAAAGCCUGGUGCUUUUGUAAACACCUAUGUUUUGUAUUCUCCAAUAGUAUAUUCUCUCCUAGCUCCCCUGGUCCGUUCCUUGGAGGCAAGAGUCAGUUUUGCAGAAGAAACCUGUACGUGUGUGCUGCGGGCACAAACAAAUGUGUUAAAAUGUCGAUAUGUGAAGGAAACCUCAGAGUCUGCCUUAGUAUAUGCCUGCCCCUCCUUUCUCCAUCACUUGUAAGCAUUAAGCAGAGAACUGACUGUCAUUGAAGCUCACCCAGCUUCUGUUCCAUGCGAGCUGCCUUCUUAUAUUCAGAACCUACUAAAAAAAACGUGGAAAACUGCUACUAUGGCAGAAGUGUGAACAGAAAAUCUCAUUCUUUGCUCAGUGGAAAAAUAAUAAUCGCACUUCACUGACUGUGUAACCUAACGAGCUAAUGAAUUUACCUUUAAAAAACUGAUUUUUAUAUGCUUUUCUGCGUUCUUUAGAGAUUUUCAUGGAAGGGAAAAAGUAUUUAAGAUUUAAAAAUAGCAACAACACCAAAAAACCCUACAAAACUCCCCCGUCCAAUCUCCCUAAAAAACGGCUUCCUAAAAAUAACUCUGAAUAGAGAGGAAUCCUUAAGCCUUUUCCUGAUCUAAGAAGAACCACUCACAGGCAGCAUCAUGACUGAAGUGCUCUCUUACUUUCUUAUUGCUAUUAAAACAUGGGGUGUAUUUCUAUUUGAAAUUGCAGCACUUUCCUUCCAGCUUGUGUAUGACUCUGUAACAUCCCUUAAAUGUACUUGUUUUCUAUUCUGUUCUCUGCCUUCUUUUCUUUUUGCCUGUUUUUUGGGAUGUGUGUGUGUUGUAAAUACUCACUGAAAGACAUUUUACCAUAGUGUAUGUACAGAUGAAUGGUUCAGGUAUGGCAUCGUGGUUACCUGUGUUUGCUGGCUCCUGGACAAUGAUACUAUACAAGUAAGAUGCUGGGCAUCACCAUACUUUGCUCUUGCUUCAAUCUCUUGAUUUUUAAUAAAAUUGAACGUGUCUGGAGA
This is a messenger RNA of Coturnix japonica (Japanese quail), 6342 nucleotides long. The record is from RefSeq and is a predicted model, not a curated record. Lineage: Eukaryota; Metazoa; Chordata; Aves; Galliformes; Phasianidae.